Molecule: messenger RNA, 3205 nt
Organism: Bipolaris maydis ATCC 48331
Lineage: Eukaryota; Fungi; Ascomycota; Dothideomycetes; Pleosporales; Pleosporaceae
Product: ubiquitin-activating enzyme e1
Biological process (GO): ubiquitin-dependent protein catabolic process; protein ubiquitination; iron-sulfur cluster assembly
Cellular component (GO): cytoplasm; nucleus
Molecular function (GO): ATP binding; ubiquitin activating enzyme activity; 4 iron, 4 sulfur cluster binding
Source: RefSeq, a predicted model, not a curated record
AUGCAAGUCGACAGUCCCGCUACUGCCGUCGAGCAGCUCAAGGAAGCCUCUGGAAACAAUGGCGACAUCGACGAGUCGCUAUACAGCAGACAGCUGUACGUGCUGGGCCACGAGGCCAUGAAGCGCAUGGGCUCGUCCAAUGUCCUUGUCGCUGGUCUGCGAGGCCUUGGUGUAGAGAUUGCGAAGAACGUUGCUCUUGCCGGAGUCAAAUCGCUGACGCUUUACGACCCCAAACCUGCCGCUCUUGCCGAUCUAUCGUCACAGUUCUUCCUUACGCCCGACGACGUAGGAAAGCCGCGCGCCUCCGUCACCGUGCCCCGCGUUUCGGAACUAAACCCAUACACACCCGUCCAGGAGUUCAGCGGGAAGGAUCUGACAUCAGAUCUGUCGCAGUUGAAGCAGUUCCAGGUUGUAGUGCUUACCGACACCCCGCUAGACGACCAGAUCAAGAUCGCCGACUACUGCCAUAACAAUGGCAUCUACAUUGUUAUCACGGAUACGUUUGGUCUGUUCGGUACCAUCUUCACCGAUUUUGGAAAGAACUUUACUGUCGGCGACCCCACUGGCGAGAACGUGACCAAUGGCAUCAUUGCUGGCAUUGACGAGGAGGGCAUUGUAUCAGCAUUGGAUGAGACAAGACACGGUCUUGAAGAUGGCGACUGGGUCACCUUCUCCGAAGUUGAAGGAAUGGAGGCUCUGAACGGCUGCGCGCCUCGCAAGAUUGAGGUCAAGGGACCUUAUACCUUUUCAAUUGGCGACGUGUCAGGCCUAGGAGAGUACAAGAGGGGAGGCCAGUUUAUCCAGGUCAAGAUGCCCAAGAUUCUCAAUUUUGAGCCGUUCAGCAAGCAGCUCAAGAAGCCCGAGCUCCUCAUUUCCGACUUUGCAAAGUUCGACCGACCGCAACAACUGCACGUGGGCAUUCAAGCCCUCCACAAGUUUGCAAAACUUCACAAAGGCGAGUUCCCGCGCCCUCACCACGAGGCUGAUGCGACGGAGCUAUUCAAGAUUGCACAGGAGAUUGCAGACGAAGGUGAAGAGAAGGUCGAGCUGGACGAGAAGCUCAUCAAGGAACUCAGUUACCAAGCUCGUGGCGACCUCAGCCCUGUAGCUGCCUUCUUUGGUGGUAUGGCCGCCCAGGAAGUAUUGAAGUCUGUGUCUGGAAAGUUCCACCCCAUUGUGCAGUUCCUCUACUUCGAUUCGCUGGAGUCACUCCCUACCUCCACAACCCGUUCGGAGGAGCAGUGCGCUCCGAUUGGUUCGCGAUAUGAUGGUCAGAUUGCGGUACUGGGUCAAGAAUACCAGAAAAAGCUCAGCAAUGUCAAGCAGUUCCUGGUCGGUGCAGGCGCCAUUGGUUGUGAAAUGCUCAAGAACUGGGCUAUGAUGGGCCUGGCUACUGGUCCUGAGGGCAAGAUUACCGUAACCGACAAUGACCAGAUCGAAAAGAGCAACCUGAACCGCCAGUUCUUGUUCCGACCUGCCGACGUUGGCAAGCUGAAGAGCGAUGCUGCUGCAAAGGCAGUACAGGUCAUGAACCCAGAUCUCAAGGGAAAGAUUGUCACUCUGCAAGACAAGGUCGGCCCCGAAACCGAGCACAUCUUCAACGAGGAUUUCUGGAAUUCGCUAGACGGCGUGACGAACGCACUCGACAACGUGGAAGCGCGCACAUAUGUCGACCGACGAUGCGUCUUCUUCCGUAAGCCUCUGCUCGACAGCGGCACUCUUGGUACCAAGGGCAACACACAGGUUGUUCUGCCAUUCAUCACCGAGUCCUACUCUUCAUCACAGGACCCACCAGAGAAGUCAUUCCCCAUGUGCACAUUGCGAAGUUUCCCUAACCGAAUCGAGCAUACGAUUGCAUGGGCGCGAGAGUCGUUCGAUUCGCUGUUUGUGAAAGGUCCCGAAAUUGUCAACUUGUACUUGACACAGCCCGACUAUCUUGGUGCUUCACUGAAGCAAUCUGGAAACGAAAAGCAGACCCUGGAGACUCUCCGGGAUUUCUUGGUGACUGAGAAGCCGCUGACCUUUGAUGACUGCAUCAUCUGGGCGCGCCACCAGUUCGAGAAGAACUACAACCAUGCGAUCGCGCAGUUGCUUUACAACUUCCCUAAGGACUCCAAGACUGGGUCUGGCCAGCCAUUCUGGUCAGGCCCAAAGCGUGCGCCCGAUCCAACCAAGUUCGACCCCUCAAACCCCACCCACUUCACCUACGUUGAAGCCGCCGCCACCCUGCACGCCUUCAAUUAUGGCAUCAAGCCAAAUGCAUCUCGAGAGCACUAUGUGGAGGUACUCAACGAUAUGAUCGUUCCCGACUUCCAGCCCGACCCUACUGUGAAGAUCCAGGCAGAUGAGAAGGAGCCGGAUCCAAAUGCUAACCAGGCUGGUGGCGACGACAACGACGUUCUCAACAAGAUCAUCAGCCAGCUUCCGGACCCGAAAUCUUUGGCUGGAUUCAGGCUUGAACCUGUUGAGUUUGAGAAGGAUGAUGACACCAACCAUCACAUCGACUUCAUCACUGCUGCCAGCAAUUUGCGUGCAGAGAACUACAAGAUUGAGCAGGCCGACCGCCACAAGACCAAGUUCAUUGCUGGCAAGAUUAUUCCUGCUAUUGCCACGACCACAGCACUUGUGACUGGCCUUGUCAACCUUGAGCUUUACAAGAUCAUUGAUGGAAAGAAGGACAUUGAGCAGUACAAGAACGGCUUCAUCAACUUGGCGCUGCCCUUUUUUGGCUUCAGUGAGCCAAUAGCAAGCCCCAAGGGAACAUACCAAGGACAUGACGGUGAAGUGACGAUUGACAAGCUGUGGGACCGCUUUGAGGUGGAGGACAUCACGCUCAAGGAGUUUGUUGACCACUUUGAGAAGAAGGGCUUGUCAAUUCAAAUGAUCAGUUCAGGCGUCAGCUUGCUGUAUGCGUCGUUCUACCCUCCUUCGAAGCUCAAGGAUCGGAUGCCUCUGAAAAUGAGCAAGCUGGUGGAGCACGUCAGCAAGAAGCCGAUCCCUGAUCAUCAGAAGAACGUCAUCUUUGAGAUAACAGCCGAGGACCAGAAGGAGGAAGACGUAGAAAUACCAUAUGUGAUGGUCAAACUCCAGUAGGGGUGGAUUCGUGAUGAGAAGGACUUUGGACUUGUUCGAAAGGCUGGAUUCAGACGAUGACAAGAGGAAUUAGAUGUGCAUAGUUAGCAUGAAUAGAUGCUAUACUGUACUG